UCUUCACCACAUGUAAACAAACUGGUCGAGGAUCUUGUUUGUUUUGUCAAAUUUCAAGUUUUAUUAAAUAUUGUGAUAACUUUCUCUAUUUAUUAACUGGCAUAUUGACUUAAGCUUUCAUCAUGGCGACAAAUAAUGACAAAAGAAGACAACUUGAUGAUGAGAUGAGCCGAUUUGAGGCAGAAAUAUCAGGUCCUCCUGGUACUGGUAGCGUCCCUCCUCUCCAGCCUCCACCACCACCUCCCAGGGCUGUCAUAGGAUCAAACACCUUCACUCAGGUUCAGCAGCGACUGCAACAACAGCAUCCUGAACCUCCAGGUACCGGCAGUCCCCCGGGACCUCAUGGACCUCCUAGUAUUCCUGCUCUGUCUGGUGGUCCUCCAGGAGCUCCUGUUCCUUCCGGUCCAUCUGUUACUUCAGGUCCUGCUGGCCCUCCAGGUCCUGCGGGGCCUCCAGGUCCACCAGGUGGUCCUACAGGUCCACCUGGUGUCAAUGUUGAGGUCCAGGGAGAACAUAAGAGGCCUCCAGUGUCUAGUGGUUCAAGUACCAGCAAUGGAGUUCCCCCUCUUCCUCCGCCUCCACCGCCGCCUGGUGGAUAUAUUGGGCCCAGAAUGCCAUCAGAACGUGGACCAAAUAGUAACCUGCCACAACAGCAGCAGCAACAGCAGCAAACUAGACCACCACCACCACCUCCUCCUGGCUUCAUCCCCCCACAGCUUGCUCGUCAACACAUGCAUCACAAUAUGAUGUGUGAUGGUCCUCAGAUGGGGCCUAUGAUGGGUGGUGGUCCCCCUGGCUUUAUGAGACCCCCCGGACCACCGAGACAUCCUGGACCACCGGGACCCCCUGGAUAUGGACCUCCUCAUGGCCCUCCUCAUAGGCCACCUGGUCAUGGUCCUCCACAUGGACCUCCUGGGCAUGGUCAUCCACAUGGACCACCUGGCCAUGGCCCUCCACAUGGACCCCCUGGGCAUGGUCAUCCACAUGGACCACCUGGGCAUGGCCCUCCACAUGGACCACCAGGUCAUGGCCCUCCACAUGGACCACCAGGUCAUGGCCCUCCACAUGGACCACCUGGUCAUGGCCCUCCACAUGGACCACCUGGUCAUGAUCACCAUGGACCUCCGGGCCAUGGUCCACCUGGCCCUCCAAACCAUGGUCCCCCUGGGAUGGGUCCACAUGGUCCACCAGGUCAACAUUCUCCACAUCCGUCUCAAGGUCACGGUCCACCAGGGCCGGGCGGUCACGGUUAUGGUCCACAGGGACCUAAUCAGAUGCCUCCUCAUAAUCAGGGCCCACCUCACAUUGGUGGUCCUGGUCCCCUGAGAGGUGCCCACCCCCCUCCUCCUCCACCACCAGGGAUGCUACAGUCUCAACAGCACCACGGUCCCACACUGCCAGGUCCUCCCUUCAUACCAGCAGUCAUCUCUAAACCACCCACAGUCAUUAGUUCUGCUCCUAAACUCUACCCAACUCAAUCUACUAAGAGUGAAAGUAAACAGUCUGAAACUCCACCUAGUGCAGUCACUGUGCAGGGCCCUAAUGCACCCGGAGAUGUAAUGAUUGAACCUAAGAAGAAGAAGAUGAAGCCAGACUCUGUCAGUGCUGCGACACAACAUGCUCUUAACCUGCUGACACAAGCUCAGGAAAUGGCAGAAAAGGUAAGAGCCAGUACAAUAACAACAACGAUCACUAGACAAGAUGGGCCAAACCCUCCACCUGUGGCGACUGAGGAGAAGAAGAAGGAGGGGGGAGGAGGAGGAGGAGGAGGAGGGAAGUCACGCAACAAGAAGAACUUGAGGUGUGCUGGUGGACAGAUAUGGGAAGAUCACUCUCUCAAUGAGUGGGACAGUGAUGAUUUCCGGAUAUUCUGCGGUGACCUGGGGAACGAUGUCACCGACGAAUUGCUCACUCGUUAUUUUAGCCACUUCUCGUCCUUCGUCAAGGCUAAGGUGGUGAGGGAUAAACGUACAAAUAAAAGUAAAGGCUACGGCUUCAUCAGCUUCUCUGACCCGCAGGACUACAUUCGAGCCAUGAAGGAGAUGAAUGGGAAGUACGUGGGGUCACGACCUAUCAAGUUACGGAAGAGCACUUGGAAGGACCGUAACGUGGAUAUGGUGCAGAAGAAACAGAAGGAGAAGCAGCUACUUGGCCUUAAGUAGACCACUAGACUCCCCGCUGACCACCUCGUCUUGACGGUCAUGGUGUGGCGCCGUAAGCCGUCAGAAGAUCCUCGCUACCGUCGUUCUCCCCAUUCUCGUUCACUUUGCUAAACUGACUUCUAAAUAAUAUUUAUAAUUAUUCCAGACAGAACUCAUUUGUACAAACAGAAUUUCCGGUAAAUAAUAUAAUGUUUAUACAGAAUCUUCCAGUUUUAGAUCAUUUUAGCUGUUAAACAUUCGACUGAACUCGUUGGAACUUAAAACUCUUUAAGUACAAGAGCAAUAAGAUCUUCUGUGCUAGACGACUAUCAUGUACACACUGCCUCAUGACCGGACCAGUGCUCGCCCACUGUGUGUAGGGAGGGUGGGGGAGGUAGUCACUUCGUUACACACUCCGCUUCAGUUUUUUAAGCUGUAAAACAAAAGUAAAAAUUGCAAGUAAAAACCUACUUUGUGAAUUGUUCUUUGAAUAAUAAUAUUUUUAUGUCUUGUACAUAUGUAAACUGUGCAAACGAAUAAACAUUGUUUUUUGA
Homarus americanus (American lobster) is the source of this 2695-nucleotide messenger RNA. RefSeq names its product basic proline-rich protein-like. Lineage: Eukaryota; Metazoa; Arthropoda; Malacostraca; Decapoda; Nephropidae. The record is from RefSeq and is a predicted model, not a curated record. The transcript is spliced from 9 exons. Gene Ontology annotation, molecular function: mRNA binding. The coding region runs from base 123 to 2162 and encodes 679 amino acids.